Messenger RNA from Miscanthus lutarioriparius, 522 nucleotides. NCBI's taxonomy places the organism in Eukaryota, Viridiplantae, Streptophyta, Magnoliopsida, Poales, Poaceae. The record is from the annotation of a GenBank genome assembly.
AUGCGCGUGGGCGGCGGGCGGGACGACGAGGAGGUGUCCCGGAAGCUCAAGAGCAUGGACGUGGACAAGCUGGAGAACGGCGGCGGCGAGGAGAGCCCGCGCCCGCCGCGGCCCGCCGUCAAGUACCACGGCUGGAAGGCCAUGCCCUUCAUCAUCGGGAACGAGACGUUCGAGAAGCUGGGGACGCUGGGCACGUCGGCCAACCUGCUGGUGUACCUGACGCAGGUGUUCCACAUGCGGAGCGUGGACGCGGCGACGCUGCUCAACGGGCUCAACGGCACCACCAGCCUCGCCCCCAUCAUCGGCGCCUUCCUCUCCGACGCCUACCUCGGCCGCUACCUCGCGCUCGCCAUCGCCUCCGUCGCAUCCCUCAUCUACGUGCUGUACGUCGGAGAUCUGGAAGCUGAGCUUGGGUGGAGAUGGAUGUGGAGUGCGGUAGUUUACAGCACGACGUGCGCACUAAUCAUUCGUAGCGUCAGCACCAUCGUCCUGGCUCAGCUGAGUUUCCAGGCCAUUUAUUGA